Messenger RNA from Schizosaccharomyces cryophilus OY26, 291 nucleotides. RefSeq lists its product as uncharacterized. The annotation marks the transcript as partial. Lineage: Eukaryota; Fungi; Ascomycota; Schizosaccharomycetes; Schizosaccharomycetales; Schizosaccharomycetaceae. The record is from RefSeq and is a predicted model, not a curated record. The transcript is spliced from 3 exons.
CAAGCAUUGUAUCUCUCAUUAGCUUGUCUUGAAUUCUUAUUUUACAAAGAAAGUACUAUUUUACAAAAAAACAGCAUAUUGCAUACUGAAACGAAAGGUCUUAACCUUCUAAGACAACUUUGCUUAUUUUUGAAGCCAGUAUUAUAUUUUACAAGCUUAAAGGACAAGAAGAAUGGAUUGCUUUCACACAACACAGUUUUGUUUCAUUUCAGUAUCAUCUCUUAUGGUGGUAUAUCAAAUCUUUUGCUCAUCUUUAAGAAACGAAUAUACAUAUAUUACUUUAUACAAUAA